AUGUUCCGAGCUGCAUCCCUGUUGAUGAUCUUCCUCCUAGCCUUGUCCAUCGCGGCAUCGCCUGUCGAAAUCCGCGACUCCCCCAUCACCCUCUCCGUCGCCAGGAGGCUAAACACCUCUGGCGGUACCAUCAACCUCCUACAGCACGACCAAUCUCGCGCGACCGCCCUCAAAACUGUUAGCAGAGACACUCUCAGCCGUCGUAGUGGUAGCACUGUUGCGACAAAUGAUGCUGUAUACUACACUGCAGCUGUUGGCAUUGGCAGCCCUGCCACAACCUACAACUUGAUUGUCGACACCGGUAGCUCGUUCACAUGGGUUAGUGCCACCUCGUACGUGAAGACCAGCACCAGCGUCAACACUGGACAGCCUGUAUCGGUCCCUGGCUAUGGUUCUGGAACUGAGUACACCGACACCGUCACUCUCGGAAAUCUCACCAUUAUCCGGCAGCCGAUUGGUGUUAUUUCUACUUCGACGGACUCUGUCAUCGGUGUCCUUGGCAUUGGGCCCCUAGACUUGACAGAGGGUAUCCUGGGAGAAUCAUCUACCAUGACAAUCCCAACCGUCACUGACAGCCUGUACAACCAAGACAUGAUUUCUCAGAUAGUUGUUAGUGUCUCUUUCGAGCCCACCACUUCGGAAUCAGACAUCAACGGAGAGCUCACCUUCGGUGGAACUGAUGCUACCAAGUACACCGGUGCCAUUGCAUACACUCCUCUCACCACCACCGAACCUGCAUCCUACUACUGGGGUAUCACCGAGAGCAUCACUUACGGCACCACGACCAUCUUGACUGAGACAGCCGGUAUCGUCGACACUGGCACCACCCUCAUCCUCAUUGCCUCCAAUGCAUAUGAUGAGUACCAGUCUGCAACCGGUGCCACCCUGGACGAGACUACUGGUCUUCUCCGCAUUAGCUCUACCCAGUACAGUGCUCUCGUGAACCUGAACUUCAAUAUUGGCAGCAAUACUUUCGCUCUCACUCCUAACGGCCAGAUCUGGCCUCGUGCCCUUAAUACCUAUAUUGGUGGUAGCAGCGACUACAUCUACCUCAUUGUCAACAACCUUGGCACUCCCAGUGGUGAAGGUCUCGACUUCAUCAACGGCUACACUUUCCUUGAGCGCUUCUACUCCGUGUUUGAUACCACCAACUCCCAAGUCGGUUUUGCCACAACCGCAUACACGAAUGCCACCACCAACUGA
Suillus discolor is the source of this 1203-nucleotide messenger RNA. RefSeq names its product aspartic peptidase domain-containing protein. Lineage: Eukaryota; Fungi; Basidiomycota; Agaricomycetes; Boletales; Suillaceae. Bases 1 to 1203 code for a protein of 400 amino acids. The record is from RefSeq and is a predicted model, not a curated record. Gene Ontology annotation, biological process: proteolysis. The transcript is spliced from 6 exons. Gene Ontology annotation, molecular function: aspartic-type endopeptidase activity.